Molecule: messenger RNA, 1038 nt
Organism: Arabidopsis thaliana (thale cress)
Lineage: Eukaryota; Viridiplantae; Streptophyta; Magnoliopsida; Brassicales; Brassicaceae
Product: NEP-interacting protein, putative (DUF239)
Exons: 7
Coding region: 1-1029 (342 amino acids)
Source: RefSeq, marked reviewed
AUGGCAUUACGUCUAGCUUUAAGUCUAUGUGUUUAUCUGCUGUUUACACAAGGUGCACAGGGAAACACUGAUGAUUUUGAUUGUGUGGAAAUAUACAAACAACCAGCUUUCCAACAUCCAUUGUUGAAAGAUCACAAGAUCCAGGAAACAUUCAGCCUAGAUGGAAAAAUUGAAAGAAGCAACAAAUAUAAUACAAAAGAGCAUUGUCCAAAAGGAACCGUUGCAAUUUUGAGACAAAGAAAUGUAUCCAAGGGCGUUCAUUUGAAUACCGCCGAGUAUUCUGGUCAACAUUUUGCAACAAUUGAGACCAUUUUAGAUGGAAGUAUAUAUCGGGGAGCAGAAGCUGAUAUAAGUAUUCAUGAUUUGAAACUGCAAAAUAACCAAUACAGUAAAAGUCAAAUAUGGUUAGAGAAUGGACCUCCAGGUCAACUCAAUAGUAUACAAGCUGGUUUGGCAGUACAUCCAAGAUUGUACGGUGAUAGUGUCACACGAUUUACAAUAUAUUGGACUGGAGAUGGUUAUCAGAAAACUGGGUGCUAUAAUACACAAUGCCCUGGCUUUGUGGUUGUAAGUCGAAAUUCAAGAAUUGGAAGCGGAUUUUGGGGAACAUCUGUCUAUGGUAAAACAAGUCUUACGUUUAAAUUGCAAGUUUUUCAGGAUGGCUUCAGCGGAAAUUGGGCACUUAAAAUGUUUGAUGAAGUCAUUGGUUAUUGGCCUAAAGAGUUAUUUUCACAUUUGAAUAAUGGAGCUUCUCUAGUAAGAUAUGGAGGAAAUACUUUUGAAUCUCCCGAUGGAAUCAGUCCUCCAAUGGGCAAUGGGUUUUUUCCAGUUGCGGACUUUAAAAAGACGGCACAUUUUAAUAACGUCGUUGUUAUAAACUCGGACUAUAAAAGAGUUUACAUUGAAGGUAGGAAAAUACGACUUUAUGUCGAUUCCUAUAAUUGUUUUAGGGCGACAUAUUGGGGUUAUACCAAAUCUACAGGAGAAGCCUUUUCAUUUGGAGGACCAGGUGGAAAUUGUGGUUUUUGAUGAUUUGAU